Molecule: messenger RNA, 1458 nt
Organism: Carica papaya (papaya)
Lineage: Eukaryota; Viridiplantae; Streptophyta; Magnoliopsida; Brassicales; Caricaceae
Source: RefSeq, a predicted model, not a curated record
UUUUUAACUAAUGGACGGUGGCGGAGGCCAGCCGGCGGAUACGGAGAUGACGGAUGCGGGCGCUGCUGUGCCGCCGCCUCAGCAGCAGCCUCCGCCGCAUCCGCAGAUGGGAGGGAUCGAGAACAUUCCGGCGACGCUGAGUCAUGGAGGGAGGUUUAUACAGUACAACAUAUUCGGGAACAUCUUUGAGGUCACUGCUAAGUACAAGCCGCCCAUCAUGCCCAUCGGCAAGGGGGCUUAUGGAAUCGUCUGCUCGGCUUUGAACUCUGAAACAAAUGAGAAUGUGGCAAUAAAGAAGAUAGCCAAUGCAUUCGAUAACAAGAUUGACGCGAAGAGGACACUUCGUGAGAUCAAGCUCCUUCGGCAUAUGGAUCAUGAAAACGUCAGUUGUGCAAUCAGAGAUAUAAUACCACCACCUUCAGAGGGAUCUUUCAAUGAUGUUUAUAUUGCUUAUGAGUUGAUGGACACGGACCUGCAUCAGAUAAUUCGCUCUAAUCAAGCACUGUCAGAAGAGCACUGCCAGUAUUUCCUGUAUCAGAUUCUCCGCGGGUUGAAGUAUAUACAUUCUGCAAAUGUUCUGCACAGGGAUUUAAAACCAAGCAAUCUCCUAUUGAACGCCAAUUGUGACCUAAAAAUAUGUGAUUUUGGACUGGCUCGUGUCACUUCUGAAACUGAUUUUAUGACUGAAUAUGUUGUGACAAGGUGGUAUCGUGCACCAGAGCUGUUGUUAAAUUCUUCAGAUUAUACUGCAGCUAUUGAUGUAUGGUCAGUUGGCUGUAUUUUUAUGGAGUUGAUGGAUCGAAAACCAUUAUUUCCUGGAAGAGAUCAUGUGCAUCAGCUGCGAUUGCUUAUGGAGCUGAUCGGCACCCCUUCGGAGGAAGAGUUAGGGUUCUUGAAUGAAAAUGCAAAAAGAUACAUUCGGCAACUUCCUCUUUAUCGCCGUCAGUCCUUCACCGAAAAGUUUCCAAAUGUGCACCCUGCCGCUAUUGAUCUUGUUGAAAAGAUGUUAACUUUUGAUCCCAGGCAGAGGAUCACAGUUGAGGAUGCACUUGCUCAUCCCUACUUAACAUCACUGCACGACAUCAGUGACGAACCUGUGUGCAUGACUCCCUUCAGCUUUGACUUCGAGCAGCAUGCAUUAACUGAGGAACAAAUGAAGGAACUGAUCUACCGGGAAGCUCUUGCAUUCAACCCUGAGUACCAGCAAUAGUUGUUGAUCAUAUGCUGUUCUAUUCAUUAUAUGGCUUUGAUCAGUGUGAUUGACAUGAUACUUUUAUGUUCUGGUUAAGUUAUUGAUUUCUUGAUGUAUAUACACUCCAUCCAAAGAUGGAUGGAUCUUGAACUGAAAAAGUUGGAUAACGGGCAUUCAUAGACCAGAACAGUUGUAACUGUGUUUGUGUUUCUUAUUGCUCUUUUCUUUUUCUGUUGGGUUGAGCAAAUUUAAAAUUUUCUUGUCCA